GUGAACAUUCCCAAGUGAAGAUUCGUGGGUAGGCGGAGGGAUAGACUGUGGGACACAGUGUGACACACUGCAGCUUCCAUAAUCCAACUGACCCCAGCAUCACAGUCUCCUGGACCCGUCCUGCUGCUCCUAGAAUCCUCCACAAGGGAUAUGUGGGCUCGGAGCCCACAUCUCGGAGCCCACCCUGCCCUCUCCUCCUCAUUCCGCUGAGCAGCCCCCUCCCUUAUGGGUAACUACGUCCCAGGGAUCUGGUGCUGUCCUGCCUCUGGCAGGCAGCUCCCUCUCUCUGCUGCUCCCCUCUUUUUUUCCAAGUCCCCGCAGGAGCCAAGGCCAGCGUGGGUGGCUGAAAUCUCCCCGGUAACGAGAUCUGCCUCUCCCUCUCCCGGCCUGGCCUCCGCCCCUAACCUGCGGCCCCUCAGUCUGGCACCUGCUGUCCGGUGCUCAGUUCCUCUUCCCGGCCCCUCCCGCACCCUCCUGCUCCCCCCACCCCCCGCGUCUGCUGGCUCUCUAUGUCACCAUCUGUGGCACAAUCCUUCUCUGUCACUGUCCCCACCACCCCCUCUUUCUCCUUCCUCCUGCCUCCCUCUGUCCCUGCCUUUUUCUGCAUCUCUCCCUGCUCCUCAGUCCAUCUAUUCUCGCCUCUCCUCUUCGCUCCUCUGUCCCUGCUCCUUGCUAGGCAUCUCUCCUUACUCCCCCUCAUUCUGCCUUUCCACCCACACACUGUCUCCUCUCCCUCUCCUUUCUCUCUCUCCACCUCCGACCCUCCCCCUCCUUUCCUUAUUUUCCUCUGGCUUCUUAUGUCCCCUGCUAUCUCACAUUUCUGUCAUCUUGAGAAGUGUCUCUUGCCACCCCCAACUGGGUGCCAUCCGAAGACCCCCCAUCCCGUGUCCGGCACCCUCCACGUGUCCUGGAGAUGGGGGGUGACGUACCAGGUGCGGGUGACAAGUCAGGGCCGAGGACCAGAUGGGAGAGGCGACGUGGGCUGACGUGGCCCCCAAGGACCUAGGAAGGGUCCACGCCCACGAACGCUGGACGAGUGUGCACCGUGUGGCACCCCAGCUGGCUGUGCUCUGGUGGUACCUGGCUGCAGAAUGCUAACCAGCCUGGCAACUACAAAGGGAGUUCUUGCCCAGUGGGCAGAGUCUUGGAGCCUCUGUGCAGCAGCAUGUCAGAACUGGACCAAACCAGACGCAAGCUACCAUCUGGCCUCCCGGGCCUCGAGCAUCCCUUGAAGCUGGCAGUGGUGCCUCUGAAGAGCCCCCUCCACCUCUGCAGCAACCCUGUAAGGUUAGGGCUGGUUGGCUGCUGACUGAUCCUCAUCUCAGCCAUGGCCACUGUUACCUAUCCUUCAUCUGAGCCUACGACCUUGGACCCUGGGAACGCAUCCUCGACCUGGCCCCUGGAUACCACCCUGGGGAACACAUCCGCUGGCGCUAGCCUGACAGGCCUGGCUGUCAGUGGCAUCUUGAUCUCUCUGGUGUACCUGGUGGUGUGCGUGGUGGGUUUGCUGGGCAACUCGCUGGUGAUCUACGUGGUCCUGCGGCACACGUCCAGCCCAUCAGUGACCAGUGUCUAUAUCCUCAACCUGGCUCUGGCUGAUGAGCUCUUCAUGCUAGGGCUACCCUUCCUGGCUGCUCAGAACGCCCUGUCCUACUGGCCCUUCGGAUCUCUCAUGUGCCGUCUGGUCAUGGCCGUGGAUGGCAUCAACCAGUUCACCAGCAUCUUCUGCCUCACCGUCAUGAGUGUGGACCGCUAUCUGGCUGUGGUGCACCCCACACGCUCAGCCCGCUGGCGCACGGCACCAGUGGCUCGCACGGUCAGUGCAGCUGUCUGGGUGGCCUCGGCUGUGGUGGUGCUGCCUGUGGUUGUGUUCUCAGGAGUGCCCCGGGGCAUGAGCACGUGCCACAUGCAGUGGCCAGAGCCAGCGGCUGCCUGGCGAACAGCCUUCAUCAUCUACACGGCCGCACUGGGCUUCUUUGGGCCCCUGCUGGUCAUCUGCUUGUGCUACUUGCUCAUUGUGGUAAAGGUGCGGUCGACCACCCGGCGGGUGCGGGCGCCCUCGUGUCAGUGGGUACAGGCACCCGCAUGCCAGCGGCGACGCCGCUCUGAGCGCAGGGUCACACGCAUGGUGGUGGCCGUGGUGGCACUCUUCGUCCUCUGCUGGAUGCCUUUCUAUCUGCUCAACAUCGUCAAUGUGGUGUGCCCGCUGCCGGAGGAGCCCGCCUUCUUCGGCCUCUACUUCCUGGUGGUGGCGCUGCCCUACGCCAACAGCUGCGCAAACCCCAUCCUCUACGGCUUCCUCUCCUACCGCUUCAAGCAGGGCUUUCGCAGGAUCCUGCUAAGACCAUCACGUCGCAUUCGGAGCCAGGAGCCAGGGUCGGGACCUCCAGAGAAGACUGAAGAGGAGGAGGAUGAAGAAGAAGAAGAGAGAAGGGAAGAGGAGGAGCGGAGGAUGCAGAGAGGGCAGGAGAUGAACGGGAGGCUCAGUCAGAUCGCACAGGCUGGCACUAGUGGACAACAGCCACGGCCCUGCACAGGGACUGCUAAGGAGCAGCAGCUUCUGCCCCAGGAGGCCACAGCUGGGGACAAGGCCAGCACACUGAGCCAUCUGUAAGGACCUUCAAAGAACCAGCGUGGUUCAGAAAAGAGCAGAAGCUGGGCUUGACCUCGGGGCUCGAACACCCACAUGCAGUGAUCUGAGCAGCAGCGAGAAUGACCUUAUGUACAUGGCUGUCCUGGUCCUCUCUGGACCGCUGUGGUACCAGGGUCCAGUGAUGGAAUGUUUAUAGGCUUGAACUCUGUGCCACUGUGCCAGGACUUGCUGUGUGUCCUUUGGCCGGUCAUUUACCCUUUCUGGGCCUUGUUUUCUUCUUUUGACUCAGGGAUGGGUAAACUGAGCCUGGAUGGGCCCUGUCAGAAGAGGGGUCUGGAAUCCUUACCAGGAUCACUCUCCUUUCAGAUCAGGGCCCAAGUUAAGAGAAUUUGGGCCAUCUGGCCAAGAAACAAGAUAUCUUGGUGAUCAGUCUGUGUCUUGGCCCUCAAGGAGAUAUACCAGGACUUGGGAAAUCAGAGAUGCGGGUGAGCCAGGGGCUUACUUGGCUGAAACCUAAAGGAAGUGUUAGUUGGCGCUGUGGGAUGCCACAGCUUAGGACCCAGGUGAGCCCUCCCCAUGCUGCUGUGUGGUCUCGGCCAAUCUGUUCAUGCCCAGGCCUCCUACCUCUUCUGCAGGACAGUCCAGUGUCCUACAGACCCUCACCCCAGCCUCUGAGCACUGGGCCUUCUAUGCUCCUGGACAUGAGGGGAAGAAUUUUCCAGAAGGCAAAUGAAACCAAGUUUCAGGGGUUCUUACUGCUUGGGCCCCUCUGGGGCCUACAGCUGACUCGUCUUCUAAUUUUGUAUUCCUUCUCUGGUGGUGGUGAUGGGGUUGAGGGGACUGCACACCACACAGGCUCAGGCCACCGGAGAUCUGACUCACCCUAUUAAGGCUAUUCAGGUCAGCUACCUGGUCCCCAGGGCAGACACCAUGCAGCAGCCUGAGGCAAGAAGAGGGAGAAAGAAGGAGAGGGAGAUGAGGUAGUAGGAAGAGGGUGGGGGAUGGGAGAGGAGGGAGGAGAGAACAGAACUUGGUGGUGAUCCUGAGCCAACCUCCUGCUCCCCUUAGGCUAAGCUCAGUUGCAGUGUUGAUGGCUUCAGGCAGAAUCUGAAGAAGACACGUGGCCAGGAUCCCCUGGAGGGUGCAUGGGGCUGGUGAGAGGGGCACAGGCCAUGAUAGAGUCCUGGGAAUGGGCUUGGCUCCUCAAGACACUUGGGAGGGAUGAUAAGCCCUUUGGGUGGGUCAGACCUCCCAUCCUCUGUAUUCCCAAGGCUCCAGCUGAUGUGAAGACUAAAGGGCUGUUGUCAGGGAGUAGCCACUGUUCCAGCUGGUUCAGGACUUCAUCCUCCCCUUCCCAGAGAUGGUCCUUCUGGGUCCAGCAAGGCUGGCCCUGGAGAGGUUGGAGCUUCUGCCCAAACCCCCGCCCUACCCUGCAGAGAGGCAGGGCUCUCAGGGAACCCACAAAUCCAGACAUUGAGAAAGCUGGAUCUUCUAGUCACCUCAAGCCACUUGGCCACACCCUCUGUCUCUGCACCUCAGUAUCCUCAUCAUAACGAGAAUGGGGUUCCUCAGUUCGCCAGUCUGCUGGAAUUUGGGAGGGAAUUGAGUCUUGCUGGGGAAGCUACUGCUGGCCACAACAGGGCUGCCUCGGGAUACAAAGUGGCAAGGAUACAUAGUGGCAAGGAUACAAAGUGGCAAGGUUACAAAGUGGCUAGGACACAACAUAGCAAGAGUACAAAGUAGCAAGGUUGCAAAUGUGGCAAGGAUACAAAGUAGCAAGGUUACAAAGUAGCAAGGAUGCAAAGUAGCAAGGAUGCAAAGUGGCAAGGAUGCAUCAUGUCAAGGAUACAAAGUGGCAAGGGUAGCAAGGAUAGAAAGUAGCAAGGAUGCAAGGUGGCAAGGAUGCAAAGUGGCAAGGAUACAAAGAGGAGGUGACCCUACCUCAGGUUCAGCCCAUACCCUGCCCCUUCAGUGGGUGGUUUCUGUGUCAGCUACUGGAGGUGAAGGUAUUCAUGAAAAAUGGGGGCCAAGAGGUCCGAAGCCAAGGGCCAGGGAGAAUGCAAAGCACCCCAGAAGGAGGAAGUUUGCAAACGUAGGCAUGUGUGGGGCCUGAGGCCAGUCCAGGGCUUCCUCUGAGAAGGAAUGGGAUCAGGAAGUGAGCAGGCCAGCCUUCCUGGAUGGGGCAGGUAAGGGAGGAGGAUGGUCAGUUGAGAAAUUCUUCGCUGCUUCUGACCUGAGCGCCUAUCAAUAAAGACAGUGACUAAGA
Messenger RNA from Mus musculus (house mouse), 4859 nucleotides. RefSeq names its product somatostatin receptor 3 (gene Sstr3). Gene Ontology annotation, biological process: G protein-coupled receptor signaling pathway; somatostatin signaling pathway. Gene Ontology annotation, cellular component: cilium; plasma membrane; membrane. Gene Ontology annotation, molecular function: somatostatin receptor activity; G protein-coupled receptor activity. The record is from RefSeq and is a predicted model, not a curated record. The coding region runs from base 1328 to 2614 and encodes 428 amino acids. NCBI's taxonomy places the organism in Eukaryota, Metazoa, Chordata, Mammalia, Rodentia, Muridae. The transcript is spliced from 4 exons.